AAUUAUCAUUAUCAAAAUUGUAAUUCAGACCCAUAGAGAUGUAUACUAGUAUACAUCUCUAUGUUCAGACCCCAAUCACAGCCAAAACCGCGGUCUUGUAUAAACAACCGUGGAUGAAUGCUGUUUUCUGGUGCCAAGAGAUCUGGAAAUGCAAAAAUAUGAGAGGCUUGAAAAAAUUGGAGAAGGAACUUAUGGAACUGUAUUUAAAGCAAAGAAUCGUGACACACAGGAGAUAGUAGCCCUUAAAAGGGUGCGAUUAGAUGAUGAUGAUGAGGGAGUACCGAGUUCUGCGCUGAGGGAAAUCUGUCUCCUGAAGGAACUCAAACACAAGAAUAUUGUUCAGCUUUAUGAUGUCCUCCACAGUGAGAAGAAACUUACCCUUGUCUUUGAGUACUGUGAUCAGGAUCUCAAGAAAUAUUUUGACACGUGCAAUGGGGAAAUCGAUCCCGAUACUGUGAAGUCGUUCAUGUACCAGCUAUUGAGAGGGUUAGCAUUCUGUCACAGUCAUCAUGUUCUUCAUCGUGAUCUUAAACCACAGAAUCUCCUUAUCAAUAAGAAUGGAGAACUGAAGCUAGCUGAUUUUGGUCUUGCCCGUGCCUUUGGUAUCCCAGUACGUUGUUAUUCAGCAGAGGUAGUGACCCUUUGGUACCGCCCACCUGAUGUAUUGUUUGGUGCUAAGGUCUAUACUACAUCUAUUGAUAUGUGGUCCGCUGGAUGUAUAUUUGCAGAGAUGGCUAAUGCAGGGCGCCCUCUUUUUCCUGGUAAUGAUGUUGAGGAUCAGUUGAAGAGGAUCUUCAAACUCUUAGGUACACCAACUGAAGACACAUGGCCUGGAAUAUCAAAGUUACCUGAUUUUAAGCCAUACCCUAUUUAUCCUGUGACAACCCCACUAGCUUCAGUGGUACCCAGUCUAUCGGCUACAGGAAGAGAUUUAUUACAGCGUCUGAUGAUGUGCAAUCCAGCGCUUCGAAUGUCAGCUGAAGAAGGGCUUAUGCAUCAGUACUUUGCUGAUCUUAACUCUGUCGUCAACUAGAGAGGGCAGUCUUUUAUUGUGCAACUCCUAAUCCUUGAAGCACUGUUCUUUCUCAGCUGAGCAUAAAAAGAAAAAAAAUAUCCAGUUUACUUGGUGAUUUUUAGUAAAAUACAAAACACUUUGUAUUUUUAAGAGUACGUACAUGUAUGCUUUGUAUAAUUAUGUAUAAGUGAUAAUCUGGGCUAAACAUACAUCAUUGAUUGUAAGGCUUAAAUAUGUUAGUGCAUCCUAUAAUAAAUUAUUUGUGUAACUGUAUCACAAGAUUCAUUACACUUUGUAAAUAAGAAAUUCUAGAUUUUGGAAAGGAGAUUUUGCCAUCCUGCUAUAGUGCAACAGAACAUGUUUACCUGUCAUACGUAUAUAUGUCUUUUGUUAAAACAAAUAUUCAUCUGUGAUAAGAUAUUUAUUCAGGAUAUCUACACUGCAAGCAAAAUAUUUUAUUAUUUCAAGUGGCCACUUUUAUGACAACAGCUUUUAAAAAAAUUAUCAAUGAAUCCAAGAAGAUCACUUCUUGAUAAAUUAUGUUCAUAGGAUAGCUAAUCAUUAGCUCACAAUUGUCCACAUGACACUUGAUAUUUAAGAGCAAGAGUAUCUCUCAAUGAUUAAGUACUGGAACUUGAAGUGUCAAGUUAAAGGUAAAUGCUAGUUUUGGUAACGAUAUCAAAAUGAGUUCGUACAGAAUCCAAUGAAAUUACCACCCAAGUGUCUGUUUGUAUAAAUAAAACAUAUGAGCCAAAGGAUUCUGGAAGAAAUUGUGUAAUUGCUGAGAAAUCAGCAAAUAAGCACAGGAUUCGGGUAGAGCGUCGGGCCUUGACAUUCGAAGCAAUAAUUAUACACUGUCCCACGUGCGCUUAUCUGUGUUGGGGAUCUUCAGCCUGAACAUUUUUCAGCGUAGAUUUCAAGAUUUCACAAAGUUCAGUUUAUGUAACUGUACCAGAUCUAGAUCCUCGAUGAUAUACUGACAAUUAAGCCUUGUUUUACAGACUUUCUCAUGAAAUCAGUGUUUACUGCAACUACUGGAAUUUCUCUUUAACCAUGUAUGGGUGCACAGGUAAAACUUACCUUUGAACUCAUUCAUUAUCAUGUCCCACUACUUAAAAUAUAAGUGGAGACCCCCGUAACUCACAAAUAGAGCGUAAACCAUAAGAAAUGUUGUAAUUUUUAUAUUCAACUUUGCAGUGCAUCUUUACAGGAUCUAAAUGUUAGCUUAUCAUCCAAGUUUAAAACUUCAACGGGCUAGUCUAUCCUAAUAUGGACAUAUAUAGGUCCAUGAUCCCAAUAAGAAGUUGAUUUGGAGUAGAGAAAUUUAAAAAAAAAGUGUAAUGCUGAAAAUGUCAUCAAAGUCAGGUAUCAAACAAGAAAGUUCUGAUAUUUCAAUAUUUUUGAAAAUCUAAGAAAAUAAUUAGAACACAUUCCGGUAUAAAUCAAUCACCAUUUCUUUUGUAUUUCAUUGAAUGAUAUAUUGUCAUUUUCUCUUCAUUAUGAUGUGAAAAAAAAUUGUAUUCCUCAAUGAAUUAUCAAUAUUGUAACCUUUUGUGAAAUGAUGAAGAAAAGUAAAUUAAUUUUCAGCACUAUGCUUGUGUGUGUUUUGUUCUAUCCAAAUAUACUUUUCAUGUUGGUUAUACUUUCCCUUUGAAGUUUUGUGUAAACCUAAUCAUUAUUUAACCACUGUGUGAAUGGGUAAUAUAUAAAAGUUUUGAUUGGUUUAUACAUUCCUGCUCUAUUGUACAGUAUGGAUAAUAUAGAUGACUUUGUGACCAUGAUGUCAAAGUGUUGUGUAUAUCUUGGUUGUGGUGUUAUUUGAUGUUGUGCUCAAACCUGUUAUAGAAUAGAGGUCUAUUCUGAGUCAUAUUAUAUAACAAAUACAAUAAUCAAAUGAUGGGUACCUAAGCAACAUACUGGGACCGCAAGAUGGUUGGGGUCGGGGGCUGCAUGUGGGUGCUUCAGCCCCCCCCCCCCUCCCCCCAACUGUUUUACAAUAACCAUCCACACAAUGACCAAGUUAUGAUUUAUGCAUGUUUAGCCCCCCCCCCCCCACUCACUUUGAAUAUUAUGCGCAGCCUAUGUAUUAUAAUACCAUGGUAUAUUCAUAUAGUUGCUAUCAUACCUCCAUGUAUUAUUAUAGCAAGUAUAAUGAAAGUGGUGGGUGAGAAUGUCUGUAUGAUGAGGCUAUUCAUUUCAUAAAGCUGUUAUGGAUGCUAAAACCCCCAUUCCACAGAGAACAAGACCGCUGAAAGACCUUUGAAAGACCAUAAAUUUCGGUUGAUCUUUCACAGAUCUCUCGAUGAACCUACAAUGGUCUUUGAGGUCUUACACGAGUCCUGACCAAUCUUUCAGUGGUCUUCGUGGUCUUCAUGGGCUCCAAAACUUUUUGAAACGGUUCAAAACAGUCUUACAACGGUCUUACAGGAAAAUGGUCUUUCAGCAGUCUUUCGAUGAACUUUCAAAGGUCUUAAUAGUCUUUCGAUGAUCUUUCGGCAGUCUCAAGAUUUUUGCGGAGAUCACUGUAAGACUCAUGAGAGGCAAAGAAAGGCAAAGUCCAUGGAAAGAAUUCUGAAAGAUGACUUGUUGCAUAAAAGAUCUCUGAAAGACCAUUGAAAAAUCUAUAUAGGACUAGUCUUAAGACCAGUAAGACAAUAAAUAUCCAUCAGUCUUUCAGAGUUCUUUGAUGGGUCUUUCUGAGCCAUUCCACAGAGAUGACAAAUUUCAGUGAUCUUGAAGACCGCUGUAAGACCUCACCAAUUGUAAGUCUUUCAGUGGUCUUUCAAUGGUCUCCGUUCUGUGAUAAUAUGCAACAUUUAUAUAGCGCUUUAGAUGUUUCUAAGCGCUGCAUACUAUUACCUUGGCUUUAUCACUGCUAUCCUGAUCGGACGCUUGAGCAUUUUAGGAAUUCCUUCCUACCGGGUGCCCAUUUACUACACCUGGGCGAAGAGUGGCAAAUGUAGAUAAAUGUCUGGCCAAAGGAUGCAGGUGCCAUAGUGGGAUUUGAACCUGGGACCUUCAAAGUCAGGAGACUUAUCCACUGAGCACCUCUACAUUCAUUUUGAUUACUAAUCAGCCAAAGGUGGAAUCUGAUUGUUGUAGAAUAAAAUUAUCAGUUUUACCAAGCAUCUGAAAGAAAAAAUUAAUCAAAUAUAUGUUCAAACUUUGAUCUGCUGAAAAUGAACUCAAGUACAUGUAUGUUAAAACGAGGGGUUGAUGGUAUGACAUUUUGCACAAAAAAGAGUCACCAGUCUUGCACAAGAAAGGGUUACCGUCUGGCUUAAACUUUUAAGUGUAACUAACAAACAGGUUUGUGAAAGACCACCCAAAUGUAUUAUGGGGGGAUAUUAUCACAUUAACAGGGAUGACUGAAAAUGGGCUAAGGCUUUUAAUAGUUCACUGCUUGCCUCAACACUAGUGCAGUAUUAUACUUCUUUUCAUUAUUGAUUUUUUUUUUUCAUUUAUAUUUUACUUUAGAUAUUUGUACAUUGUACAUAUUUCAUCUGUAUAGUUAUCUGUUACAAACCAACAUAUGUCAUGUAAAAAGGAAGAAUUUAAUUAUUAUCUUAAUGUAUUCUCCAGUGUGAGCAUUAGAUAUCUGAAUUUUAUUGCAAAAAAAAUUCAUGUCAUUUUAUUUCAUAUAAUAUGCAUUCAUGACAUCGUCAUAAUAUUUUUGUUAAGUUGGAGAGGAUUUAGGGCAUUUUUUGUUUGAAACUGAAUUAGAAUUGAUCCAAUUAUUAGUCUUAUGCCUAGGUCUCACUGUAAGAAUCAAAAUAGAUUGGUUUUAUCAACUUUAUGUUUUGGAGUGUAUUUAUAUGUAUAGAAUAUUCAAAAGCAUUUGUGGUUUUUGAUUGUAUUUGUUGCUAUUAAAUAUCAAGUCACUUGUGAAAUUUUAA
Molecule: messenger RNA, 4911 nt
Organism: Lytechinus pictus (painted urchin)
Lineage: Eukaryota; Metazoa; Echinodermata; Echinoidea; Temnopleuroida; Toxopneustidae
Product: cyclin-dependent-like kinase 5
Exons: 8
Coding region: 149-1033 (294 amino acids)
Biological process (GO): synaptic vesicle transport; neuron apoptotic process; protein phosphorylation
Cellular component (GO): nucleus; cytoplasm
Molecular function (GO): ATP binding; cyclin-dependent protein serine/threonine kinase activity
Source: RefSeq, a predicted model, not a curated record